GACGGUAGCCGCGUCUUGGAAAAAGGAAAAAAAAAUUGCUUUAUGGAAAAUUAAAUGUUGCUUUGAAACGAACUGGCAGUUAAAGUCCACAAACAGGUAGCGGAAAUGGUUUGGGAACCUAAGAAGGGAUUGCCGUUGCCUUUCGAAACACACCUAAGCAAGCCACCCUUUCUGGUAAAAAAUGGGACAUGGUCAUGACCACGGCCACGGGAAGCUGGAGCUUCCCGAUUACAGACAGUGGAAAAUAGAAGGAACUCCAUUACAGGACAUCCAAGACAAGCUGGCUAAGAAAGGCCUCAGGGACCCUUGGGGCCGCAAUGAAGCUUGGAGAUACUCGGGUCAGUACGCAAAAAGCCCCACUUUCCUAGGCGCCAUAACCAGAGGAUUCAAAUGGGGGUUUGCCGCCUUUGUAGUUGCUGUGGGAGUUGAAUACUACCUGACGGCCGGGGAGAAGACCGAGAGCCACCACUGACAGGAGAAUGUCAUCACCGUUCCACCCUCAGCUGAACUCUAGCUUGCUUGUCGUCGUGCACCUUUCAAGAUCGCUAGUAAAGUUUACCCAAUAGUGUG
Messenger RNA from Ornithorhynchus anatinus (platypus), 570 nucleotides. RefSeq names its product NADH:ubiquinone oxidoreductase subunit B3 (gene NDUFB3). Bases 182 to 472 code for a protein of 96 amino acids. Gene Ontology annotation, biological process: mitochondrial respiratory chain complex I assembly; electron transport chain. Lineage: Eukaryota; Metazoa; Chordata; Mammalia; Monotremata; Ornithorhynchidae. Gene Ontology annotation, cellular component: mitochondrion. The transcript has 3 exons. The record is from RefSeq and is a predicted model, not a curated record.